Limanda limanda (common dab) is the source of this 2211-nucleotide messenger RNA. It is a transcript of the gene sv2a, whose product is annotated as synaptic vesicle glycoprotein 2A. Gene Ontology annotation, molecular function: transmembrane transporter activity. Bases 1 to 2211 code for a protein of 736 amino acids. The transcript has 12 exons. Gene Ontology annotation, biological process: chemical synaptic transmission; transmembrane transport. The record is from RefSeq and is a predicted model, not a curated record. Lineage: Eukaryota; Metazoa; Chordata; Actinopteri; Pleuronectiformes; Pleuronectidae. Gene Ontology annotation, cellular component: membrane.
AUGGAGGACGACGGGCGCUACAGAGAUAGCCGCUCAGACUUCCUCCGCGGCGCCAAGGACAUCGCCAAGGUGGCCAAGAAGCAGGUCGGCAAGAAGGUGGGCCGCGGCGUGGACAAAAUGGGCGACGAGUACACCAAGCGCUCCUACAAGCGCUUCGAGGAGGAAGACGAUGACGACUACGCCGGCGUGGCGGGCAACGACGACGGACACUACCGCAACGACAGCCGGGCCAACGACGAGGAAGGCCACAGCGACUCCACCGAGGGACACGACGAGGACGACGAGAUCUACGAGGGCGAGUACCAGGGCAUCCCGAGGGCGGAGUCGGGCAAGGGCGGCGGCUUGGACGGGCCGACGGUCGCCCAGGAGCAGCAGUUCAGGGACCGCUCGGCGUACGAGAGCGAGCGGAGGAAAGACCAGGAGGAGCUGGCCGAGCAGUACGAGACCAUCCUGCAGGAGUGCGGCCACGGGAGGUUCCAGUGGACGCUCUACUUCGUCCUGGGGCUGGCGCUGAUGGCCGACGGCGUGGAGAUCUUCGUGGUCGGCUUCGUGCUGCCCAGCGCUCAGGUGGACAUGUGUCUAUCUGAGCCCAACAAGGGCAUGCUGGGUCUGAUUGUUUACCUGGGGAUGAUGGUCGGGGCCUUCGUGUGGGGGGGCCUCGCCGACCGGAUCGGCCGCCGGCAGACGCUCCUCAUCUCCCUCUCCAUCAACAGCGUGUUUGCCUUCUUCUCGUCCUUCGUCCAGGGCUACACCUCCUUCCUCUUCUGCCGCCUGCUCUCCGGUGUGGGCAUCGGAGGCUCCAUCCCCAUCGUGUUUUCCUACUACUCCGAGUUCCUGGCCCAGGAGAAGCGAGGAGAGCACCUGAGCUGGCUCUGCAUGUUCUGGAUGAUCGGAGGAAUCUACGCCUCCGCCAUGGCCUGGGCCAUCAUCCCCCACUACGGCUGGAGCUUCCAGAUGGGCUCGGCCUACCAGUUCCACAGCUGGCGUGUCUUUGUGCUGGUGUGUGCCUUCCCCUCUGUGACGGCCAUCUGCGCCCUCACCACCAUGCCGGAGAGCCCUCGCUUCUUCCUGGAGAACGGGAAACACGACGAGGCGUGGAUGAUCCUGAAGCAGGUGCACGACACCAACAUGAGGGCCAAAGGCUACCCGGAGAGGGUCUUCUCUGUGACCACCAUCAAAACUGUGAAGACGAUGGAUGAGCUGGUGGACCUGGGCGACAGCACCGCCUGGCACCAGAAGUGGAGGCUGAAGCUCACCGCACUUUUCCAUCAGGUGUGGAGUAAUUUCCUGACUAUUUUCUCCCCGGAGUAUCGCCGCACCACCUUCAUGAUGAUGGCCGUGUGGUUCUCCAUGUCCUUCAGCUACUACGGUCUGACAGUGUGGUUCCCCGACAUGAUCAAGUACCUGCAGAAGCAGGAGUACUCGUCCCGCACCAAGGUUUUCGCCAAGGAGAAAGUGGAACAUGUGACCUUUAACUUCACCCUGGAGAACCAGGUCCACCGCCAGGGAGAGUACUUCAAUGACAAGUUCAUGAACCUGAAAAUGAGGUCCAUGGUGUUUGAGGACUCGCUGUUUGAGGAGUGUUACUUUGAGGACAUCACCUCCAGCAACACCUUCUUCAAGAACUGCACCUUCAUUGCCACCCUCUUCUACAACACAGAUCUCUUCAAGUACCGGUUGGUCAACUGCAAACUCCUCAACAGCACGUUCCUGCACAACAAGGAGGGCUGCCUGCUCAGCGACGUCAGCGACGACAACAAUGCCUACAUGGUCUACUUCGUCAGCUUCCUGGGCACCUUGGCCGUGUUGCCAGGCAACAUUGUCUCCGCGCUGCUCAUGGACAAGAUUGGACGACUGAGGAUGUUAGCGGGCUCCAGCGUGAUCUCUUGCAUCAGCUGUUUCUUCCUGUCCUUUGGCAACAGCGAGUCGGCCAUGAUUGCUCUGCUCUGCCUGUUUGGAGGAAUCAGCAUCGCCUCGUGGAACGCCCUGGACGUGCUGACGGUCGAGCUCUAUCCUUCUGACAAGAGGUGCACAGCGUUCGGCUUCCUCAACGCUCUCUGUAAAUUAGCCGCCGUGCUCGGCAUCAGCAUCUUCACGUCGUUCGUGGGCAUCACCAAGGCCGUGCCCAUCAUGUUCGCCUCGGGGGCGCUGGCGGCCGGCAGCUUCCUGGCCCUCAAGCUACCGGAGACCCGGGGCCAGGUGCUGCAAUAG